AUGCGCCGUAAUACGCCGUGUGUCUUUCCGGCCCAGCAUGAGAAGCGGGAUGAUCGCCAAAGUAAUGACGAGUAUGUCAGGUCUUUGAAAGACCGCCUCGUAAGGGUUGAGUCGUUGUUGAGGACGGCAGGCAUCUUGCAGGAGAGCGAUUUGAGCCAAGACGACUUUUCCGACGGAGAUGAUGACGGACCAGCUAGUCAAGGCUUCUCAUCUACUUCUAGUCCAAAAUCAAAUUUCGGGUCGUCUGUUUGCUCAAAGGGUGGCUUCAUUGAGGGUACACCCAUAUUCCCGGCGGACCAAAGAGAUGAUUCUCGAUAUUACGGUGGGGACAUCGUCCUCAUUGUCAAUUCUAUCGCGGACAGGUCGGAGGUAUUCUCUCUUAUGAAAGAUUUCUUCCGGACGGUCAACCGUCUGUUUCCUAUCUAUCAUGAGCCAUCAUUCAUGAAAAUGGUUGAAUGGCAAUAUACACAGCAAACCUGUGAUGACGCUGCGCGUUGGGCCAACAUCAACAUGGUAAUCUGCCUGGCAUACGAAUACCGAUCCUCGAAUAGCUCCAUGUCGGAAAAGGACAAGGAGAAAUCCGAGUUAUACUUUAAAAACGCCAUGUCGGUCUUCACGGAAUUAGCCUUAAAACGCACCGAUCUACUGAGUAUACAGGCUUUGAUUAGCAUGGCGUUCUUCCUUCGGGGGAAUUCCGGAACUCAAUCAGCUCUACCACUCAUCACUGCGGCUAUGCGGUCCAGUCACCGAAUGGGGCUUCAUCGAGAUAUUGCAAGACCGGAACUUAGUCCGGCCGAGCAAGAGGAGAGACGGCGCGUUUUUUGGGUUGCAUUUGUCAUUGAUCAAAGUACAUGCCUAAGAAUUGGAAACACCCCAUCACAACAUCAUGAUGAUUUCGAUGUCCCUCUUCCUCAAGAACUGGACGGCGAUAAGCAUGGUGAAACCGCAAGCAAAAUUCCAUUCUUCCGCGAGCUCUGUCAGAUGUCGCUCAUCAAGAGCCACAUUUACAGCCGACUAUACUCCGUUACGGCAUUAGAAAAACCUCCUGCUGAAAUUUACAAGACUGUUAAAGAACUACAUGAAGAGCUUGAAGAAUGGAAACGGGGAUCCCCAACGCUCAAUGAACCGCAAAUGAAACCUACUGAACGCGACUUUCUGUUUGGCUUUGCCGCCAUUGGUCUCCAUUUCGUCUAUCACAAUGCUUUGAUGAUGAUUCACCGAAUACCUAUCUUUCUUAACUACAUGGUAACAGCCAGAAAGGAAUCAGAGAAGGUUCAGUCAAUCAGCAAAGCACAUGCCUCAAGAUCAGCAGCCAUCGCUGCACAGGCUGCCAGAGAUACCUUGAAGGUUGUCAAUAACAUGCCAUGGGGAGACAUCGCAUGGACCUGGUCAUUAUUAUACUACGUCUUCCUAGCAGCAUCAACAUUAUUCUCACAUAUUCUGCGGGAUACUCGCCAUUCGAGAGUGCGAGCAGACCUUCAAUCCAUCGGCAUGGUUUCAUCGUUCUUUGCAACUCUCGCCCCAGGUGAGGGGUCAAAUAAUUACGCCGGUUUCAUGGCCCGGAUGAGCGCAUCCCUCGAACGCAUCGCCAAAGCAGUCAUUGAGAAAGACGAGAAAAGAGCCCGCGCCCCAGACGAAGAAGACCAAGAAUAUAAACCACCACCAGCCAAGAGGCACACCUCUCGAACACAACCAGCACCACAACACCAAAGGCAACACCGCCGACCCACAACUCUCCGCACAACAAUGACCCCCGCCACAGCACCCGGGUAUCCAACAUCAAGCACCGCCGAGCUCAACAGGAUGGACAUCAGUAUCCCCGACACCCUAGAAGGCCUUCCGCCAGUCAAUUCCUCCGGCUACGUCGUCCCCGUGAGCCCAUUGCCAGGCCCAGGGGAUAGCCGCCAAAUUCCAACCCCAUAUCUCACCAAUCCAUACUCACCUUCCACCACAUUCCUCCACGAAGCAGGCGACAACCCCUUCCAGCCACCACAAAUCCCAUCUUGGCAAUUAUCUCAUGACUUUUCCACGACUGCAGCUCAAGCCCAAGCCCAAGCCCCAGGGUCAUCAGGCAUGACCCCCAACCCCAUCAACUCCAUCAACUCCCCAGACUCCUUCACCAGCGCCGCCAACUCAAUCCCCGAUUUCUUCCAGUACCCAAUGUCGGGUGACUGGAGCCACGGCAGAAAUCUAUUCGGCGGACUCUUCCCAACAGAGUACACCUUUCCGCCCCCGAUUCCAACGGGCACUCAGUCUGCUGAUGCAUACCCUUCCGUGCCGAUCCUAUCGGCUGAGUCGUUUAUCCAUGGUGCGCCACCUAUUGACAGCCAGACGGCUCAGGCUGGUGGGUUCGAUCCUCAGAGUCUGGGGUAUGGUUAUGUGCCGCAGGGUCAGGAGGAUCCGAAUCAGGCCGCUGAUCCGGUCUGGCCUAAUGGGUUUUUAGGGUUGUUUUAG
Molecule: messenger RNA, 2454 nt
Organism: Penicillium expansum
Lineage: Eukaryota; Fungi; Ascomycota; Eurotiomycetes; Eurotiales; Aspergillaceae
Product: transcription factor domain-containing protein
Exons: 7
Coding region: 1-2454 (817 amino acids)
Biological process (GO): DNA-templated transcription
Molecular function (GO): zinc ion binding; DNA binding
Source: RefSeq, a predicted model, not a curated record